AUGUCGUUCAAUUACACAACUCAGAAGAGUAGUAAAAAAUACUUGAGGGUGAGGUGUGUAGAUCGUACUUGCCGGUGGAUGCUGCGCGCAUGUGCUAUCGAAGAAUCGAGUUGGUUUCACGUCCACAAGUACGUGGGAGAGCAUACUUGUGGCGUUGAUCAUGUCACGGAAAAGCACAAAAAUAUCACCGUGGAGGCUGAGUUAUUAGAAGUGUUGGAUGGCAGGCGUCAUUGCGAAGAACAUAGUUCGAGGUUCUAUGAGGAGUCUGGCAGGUUUAUUUACUACUUUAUGGCAUUUGGAGCUUCCAUCCGUGGAUAUGCACACAUGAGAAAGGUCGUUGCCGUUGAUGGCACGCAUUUAUUAGGCAAGUACAAAGGCGUUCUGCUUUCCGUUGUCACUCAAGAUACGCAGAAUCAUAUCUAUCCCUUAGCGUAUUGUGUGGUGGAUAAGGAGAACGAUGAGUCGUGGGGCUUCUUCUUUGAGAAGCUUAAGGCCUUUGUUGUCGACGAACCGGAGCUGUGCAUUAUCUCCGAUAGACACGCGUACACGUUGGAAGAAUUUAAUGACUACUUCAACGCCCUUAAAGAAAGAUGCCCCAGCGCAGCAGCUUGCCUCGAGCAUGAAGUAGGAUUUGAAAAGUGGAGUCGGGCUCACUUUCCAGGCAAUCGAUUCAACAUCAUGACCUUAAACAUCGCCGAGUCGCUCAACUCAAUGUUGUGCGAUGAAGGAGAGUAUCCAGUGGCGGCCAUUUUCAAUUUAAUUGCACAUAAAUUUGGAGAAAUAUUCAGGAAGAGGUAUGCGAAGGUAAACAAUUCAAAGACAACCUUCGUUUUCGUAGCUGAGACGAUCUUGAGGGAAAACAUGACCGAGAGAGACAAAUUAUAUGUGAACAACAUAAACAGAAGCACCGAUGAAUUCACUGUGCUUGGCUACGGUCGUUCCAAAAAAGUUUAUCUUUCGAGAAGGUCAUGUUCUUGCAUAAAGUACGACUUGAUGAAAUUGCCAUGCGCUCAUGCAAUGGCAGCGUUGCAUUUGAAACAUGGGGACGAAUACGGCACUAGUAUUUACAACUACUCUUCGCAAAUAUAUUCGAAAGAAUCAUACCUCAUUGCAUACUUGGAACCUAUUUGUGCAGCACCACUUGAGUAG
This is a messenger RNA of Capsicum annuum, 1149 nucleotides long. RefSeq lists its product as uncharacterized. The record is from RefSeq and is a predicted model, not a curated record. Gene Ontology annotation, molecular function: zinc ion binding. NCBI's taxonomy places the organism in Eukaryota, Viridiplantae, Streptophyta, Magnoliopsida, Solanales, Solanaceae. Bases 1 to 1149 code for a protein of 382 amino acids. The transcript is spliced from 4 exons.